ACGAAACCUCCCUUAUCCCCUCUCGUCAGCCGUCACGUCUCCCGGGAAGGAACGGUCGCUGCUGAGCUCGCGCCACUCGUCGCCGAUGGCGUCCUCCACUCUCGCCGCGCACCCCUUCCUCCCGUCUCUUCCCGUCCCGAACCCUAGUAAGCCAGUAUCCGUCCGAGCCUCCGUUCGCCGUCUCCCCGUCGCGGCCUCAGCGGCUCCUUCAGGCGCCGCGGCGGCGGCGAGGGAGCGCAGGCGCUUCCUGGAGCGGUACGGGCUCAACCCCGACGACUUCGAGGACGACGCAGAAAAGGGCCCAAGGGAAGAGAGGAGGAGGGAUAGGCGGGGGCGGCGGCGGUCGGGGAGAGGGCAGGAGGCGGAGGAAGCGGCGGUUGCUCCGGCGAAGGCGGCAGAGCCUCGGGAGACUCACAAAUUGCUUCAGGUUUGGACAAUACGGUUCCAAUGUAUAUAUGUUUUUGUUCCUGUGAUGUUAUCAAUCGUAUCAUUCUGCUUCAAAUUUCAGAGUCACAGUGCAAUACGAUUCUAUUUUAGUCCAAUUAUGUUUAUAUGUCGCGUCCAUUUAUACGCAUCCUGCAUUGAUUCAUUAAGGCGGAAGUGCAUGAUGUACAUGGCCCAUUUUGUUGAGAUGGAUCCUUGGGUUAUCUCUGAGGUACUUAAACCAAAUCUGGAGUGUACUGGAUUUCUUGAUGUGUCACACAUACAUAUGCUCCGCGUUGAAAAAUUCUUGGCCAAUGCCGAAAAAUCUCAAGGUAAAUAUCCUUCCUUUGAUUAUAUUAGUGUAACACCACCAUAUCUGGAGGUAAACUAUAGCACACUACUCGAUCAACUUGCAAGGUCACCAUUGGUUGGAAAAGAUUGCUUCAUUCUAGUUGAGUACCCACUGAAAACAGAUAUGGCUGAAUCCUGCGGAAAUCUUAUAAAGAUAGCUGACAGGAGGUUUGGUAGAACAAACUUGUUAAUAUAUGGGCCAACAUGGUCAGAGAAAAAGAGAAGAACUUGAGACGAUUUCUGAAGCAUUUAAGGUGAGGUUUGCACACAAGAUCUAUACUUAGGACAAGGAAUGCUGUCGAUAUAUCAUAUCAUCACCUGUCAAGAAUUCAAACCACCAUUUGGGUGAGGUUAAGUUCUCAACUUCCGCACAGAGAUGACUGACCUAGCCUUCGCAUAGAAAUACAGUCAUCUCGGUGCAUUGAGAGAUCAUACGUCUCUCUCAUUCUGGUUCACCGAUCCACAUCCCAGAAGGAAAAAAUGGCCCUCUGCCUUCCAAGCAUCGGCAUCAAGUCACAUUUCAUAACACCUUGGGAAAGAGACCUCCAGCUUACGUUGCUUUGCUAAUUGAUGCCCCAUAUAGUAUCUUUGGAAAGGCUUGUACACUUCCAUAAUUGUAUCAAGCCCGUCUUUCUGGCCGGCAUGGUACCAAAGAGUACCCCAAUGUAUCCUGUACUUGUACUCCGGGAGUACGCUGGUUCAGGUUGCAGCUUUUAGGCUGUUAUAUAACAAUAGCUUAACGCACUCGAUAUCAGUAAGCCAAUGAUGGAGCCAAUUAGCAAA
Messenger RNA from Setaria italica (foxtail millet), 1557 nucleotides. RefSeq lists its product as uncharacterized. Gene Ontology annotation, molecular function: methyltransferase activity. The record is from RefSeq and is a predicted model, not a curated record. Lineage: Eukaryota; Viridiplantae; Streptophyta; Magnoliopsida; Poales; Poaceae. The coding region runs from base 86 to 1006 and encodes 306 amino acids. The transcript has 8 exons. Gene Ontology annotation, biological process: rRNA methylation.